Molecule: messenger RNA, 986 nt
Organism: Hibiscus syriacus
Lineage: Eukaryota; Viridiplantae; Streptophyta; Magnoliopsida; Malvales; Malvaceae
Product: nuclear speckle RNA-binding protein B-like
Exons: 1
Coding region: 96-794 (232 amino acids)
Cellular component (GO): nucleus
Source: RefSeq, a predicted model, not a curated record
UACAAUAAUACUUGUCUUUCCCUUUUUUUUUCUUUUGUCUUGAUAGCCAUUCACCUCUUUCAUUGAAUUCUCACUGCAUUCAUUCAAAAUUCAGUAUGGAUUCUUCAGGUUUUCCUACGAGUAGAUCUCCCAGAAAGGAACUUCAAGGGACACGUCCGUCUCCUUUGAAAGUCCGUAAGGACUCGUACCAGAUCAGGAAACCUCCAUUGGCACCACAACCAGUACAUCAUCAACAACCACCACCACAACAGAUAAGGCCUCCAGUAAUCAUCUACACCGUGUCACCAAAGGUGAUCCAUACAAACCCUAGCGACUUCAUGAACCUAGUGCAACGCCUCACAGGCUCGACAUCGUCAUCGUCGUCGUCCAUAUCAAAUCAACCGAUAUUCAACGAUACUAACAGCGGUGUAAUCUCGCCGGCAGCCAGGUUCGCCACAAUAGAGAAAACGAAGCCACCCGCAGAAGGGAAAAAACAACAGAUUCAUGAAGAAAACUAUGGGUUUGUGGAAGGCAUAGAGAUGAAUCCAGGGGUUGAAAGGACAAGUUUCCUGCCUGGGAUUUUAUCACCUGGGCCAACCUCACUGCCGAGGAUAUCACCGAGCUUCUUCUCACCACCGUCCGAUCCGUACUCUAUCGGUUUCUUCCAUGAUUUGAGCCCUGCUCUUCAUGGGAAUAGGAAUUUCAUUGAAGGUAGUUUCAUGCCUAGUCCUUCAAGCUUUAACAUUUCACCUUAUUUCAUACCAUCUCCUACUACUCCAUCAAUAGACCUUUUCAACAAUUUCUUUGACCUUUAAAGCAUUUUUUCCCCUUAGGAAGAUAUAGAAAUAGAGAUUCUAUUCCCUUGGAUUUAUGGGGUUUUGAAUAUGUUAGUUGUAUUUUUCUGCAACUUGAAUUAAUGGUGAAAGUGAAGUACUAAACCGGAAAUUUCUUUUGUUUAUUGUGGUAGGUUCGAAACUUCUUAAUUUCCUUAUCCUUGAAUUGUUCUU